GUGCUGCCAGUCCUCCCACAAGAUGAACGCAAGAAGCCCAAAGACAAAGCCACCACAGGCGCAACAGCGGCCACAAUGAGAGCACUCACAGCUCGCAUGGUCGCAUUCUACUUCCGCGCGCCCAUGAAGGCCUUUUUCAGAGCAAGAGUCGAGUACGGCUACCCCCGCGCCAUAAACCCAUACUACACCCAAACCACCUCGUCGAGAUUCUCCUGGCGCCUCACCACACCGGGCCUCCUCACCCACGCCGUCCGCACGCACGGCUGGUCCUUUCUCCCGCUCCAAGUCCUCCCGCCUCUCCUCGCAAACACCCUCGUCGGCUCCAUCCUCUACGUCUCCUACCUCCAAUUCCUCGGCCUCAUGCACGACCCCUCCGCCCGCUCCACAAAACGCGCCUACCCGCCAGCCUGGUACACACACACCUUCCUCGCCGGCUUCGCCGCCGGCGCCAUCCAGUCCCUCGUCGCCGCACCCCUCGACGCCCUCCAAGUCCGCUUCCAGGCCAAGGAAAUGCAGCAAGGCCGCUACAAGCACAUGCUACACUACGCCUCCGCGAAGCUCUCCCAGAUCGGCCUCCGCGGCAUAUUCGCCGGGUUUUCCCUCUCCUUUGUGCGCGACGCGUUCGGUGCAGCGCUCUUCUUCAGCACGUUUGAGACGGUCAAAAGCCAGGCGUUUUACGAGUUUGUGACUCGGUUUUAUGGGGAUCGUGGUGGGCAGGCGCGUGUGCAGAGUGCGGUGACGGGCGAUGAGAGGCCCGUUAUUCGCCCGCAUUAUAGUAUUGAGCCGAGCUUUAUACUUGCCGGCGGGGUGCUGGCGAGUGUCGCGCAGCAGGUUGUUGUGCAUCCGUUGGGUGAGGUGCAGGGGGUGCAUUAUGCGCGGCUGGAGGGCUUGGAUGCGCGUGUGCGGGAGCAGAAGGCUGGUGGUGGGAGGCAGGGCAUGAUGAGGCUGUACUACAAAGCUUAUGAGCAGACGCUGCAGCAGUGUGCAGUCGAAGCGAAGAAAGCAGGCGGGUGGAGGACGUGGCUGUAUCGCGGCUUUGCGGGCAAUACGCUGCGGCAGGUACCCAGCACGAGUGCCGGGCUGAUUGUGUUUGAGCUGGUGAGGAGGAGAUAUGCGACUGAUGAGGAGGCUGUGAGGAUCGAGAAGGACGGAUACGAUAUUCUGUUGACAUGA
Messenger RNA from Pseudovirgaria hyperparasitica, 1173 nucleotides. RefSeq names its product mitochondrial carrier protein-like protein. The transcript is spliced from 2 exons. The record is from RefSeq and is a predicted model, not a curated record. Lineage: Eukaryota; Fungi; Ascomycota; Dothideomycetes; Acrospermales; Acrospermaceae. Gene Ontology annotation, biological process: mitochondrial L-ornithine transmembrane transport. The coding region runs from base 76 to 1173 and encodes 365 amino acids. Gene Ontology annotation, molecular function: L-ornithine transmembrane transporter activity.